CUCCCUCUUACUUCUAUUUUCUUACCUUAGAAAAACAAAAGAUCGUUUAUUUUUUGCUUUCUUAUCGACGCCAUGGCACCUAACGGGGUCGUCUCCGACAAGAGUUCAAUCGUGAGUUUCGGUGAGAUGCUCAUCGACUUCGUCCCCACCGUCUCCGGCGUUUCUUUAGCUGAAGCUCCAGGCUUCCUCAAAGCCCCCGGUGGAGCCCCAGCCAACGUGGCGAUUGCCGUCUCAAGACUAGGCAGUAAAGCAUCCUUCAUCGGAAAACUCGGCGACGAUGAGUUCGGUCACAUGCUUGCCGAUAUUCUCAAGCAAAACGGAGUCUCUGGUGACGGGAUCUUAUUUGACCAAGGUGCUAGGACCGCUCUUGCCUUCGUAACUCUACGCGCCGACGGAGAGCGUGAGUUCAUGUUUUAUAGGAAUCCCAGUGCUGACAUGCUGUUGACGCCGGAGGAAUUGAAUCUUGAUCUUAUAAGAUCCGCCAAAGUAUUCCACUACGGAUCAAUAAGUUUGAUCGUAGAGCCAUGCAGAUCGGCUCACUUAAAGGCAAUGGAAGUGGCCAAAGAAUCAGGUGCUUUGUUGUCAUAUGAUCCAAACCUUCGGCUGCCACUUUGGCCUUCAGCCGAUGAGGCCAGGAAACAGAUAUUAUCCAUCUGGGAUAAGGCCGAUAUUAUCAAGGUCAGCGAUGUUGAGCUAGAGUUCCUCACCGGUAGCAACAAAAUCGACGAUGAAACUGCUAUGAAACUUUGGCGCCCCAACUUGACACUACUCUUGAUCACCCUCGGUGAAAAGGGUAGCAUGUAUUAUACCAAGUACUUCCAUGGGUCAGUGGAUGCAUUCCAUGUGAAUACAGUGGAUACAACUGGCGCCGGGGACUCUUUUGUUGGUGCUUUACUAUGCAAGAUCGUGGAAGACCCAACCAUACUUGAGAAUGAAUCGAAAUUGAGGGAGGUACUGAAAUUCGCAAAUGCAUGUGGAGCCAUAACCACAACCAAGAAGGGAGCAAUCCCAGCCCUUCCAACCGAGGCUGAAGUCCUUGCCUUAAUCAAUGGAGCUUAGGAUUAUUAGCAGCAAACUUCAAUAAUCUAUGCUCAUCUUUUUCUUUUUUUAAUUUCUUACAUUUCAGAGAGAGGGUUUUGAAAGGUAUCGAUUUUUUCUUCCCCUCUUUUGAUUUCCUUUUUCCCUCGUUUUUCCUCCAUCCCUCCCUGUGUAGUGUUGUUAGGCUUUGUGCUUUCAAGGGGAGUAGGAAUAAAAAUAAACCUUUAAUUUUUCUUUUACCAGUCAUAAAUUUCAUGUUUGAGUUUGAGUUUAA
Gossypium raimondii (Peruvian cotton) is the source of this 1312-nucleotide messenger RNA. Its product is annotated as probable fructokinase-4. The transcript has 4 exons. Gene Ontology annotation, biological process: fructose metabolic process. The coding region runs from base 73 to 1059 and encodes 328 amino acids. Gene Ontology annotation, molecular function: fructokinase activity. Gene Ontology annotation, cellular component: cytosol. The record is from RefSeq and is a predicted model, not a curated record. NCBI's taxonomy places the organism in Eukaryota, Viridiplantae, Streptophyta, Magnoliopsida, Malvales, Malvaceae.